AUUACAUAAUAGGUAAGUCUCGACAUUAAUUGCCGUUUUAUGGAAAACAGGACAAGGCAGGAUAGAUAAGAAACACGUUUAAUUUAAUAUGAGGUGGUUGUUGACGCGAUGACGUCUCGAGAUAGAGGCAUUUUCCUAAACAUCACUCUUUGCCCUGACCGACCCGUCUCGACCCGCCCACUACCAGCGAGCGCACAGUUUUAGCAAUUGACUAGCGGGAACCGAACUUGUUGCGCGGCUGGGGCGAGCACUGCUAUCAACCUGCCUCUAGCUAGGUACCUAUAUUCACCUUGAAGCUAAUCCUAGGUAUAUUCGCCUGUGAGGUGCUGUAUACAAAUAGCUAGCCUCGCCCUUCAGAGUCUCCAUCCUUGAUACAGCGACAUUCUCAGGCACUUGAUCGGUUAAACGUCGUUUUUACCCUGAGACAUAACAGGUACCUAAUACCUUGCAGCUCCCGUCCUGGACCGGAAUACAGCACCUAGGUACUUCGGCCCCCCCGGCUAUUCUCAGUAAGGUCCAGCCACCAUGGCGGCCACCAACAACCCCCUCGCCUUACCCUCGGACUCCCCCGCCGCCCGCGCCCCGCACGUCUCGAGCGAGGCCCUCACUGUCGCUGGGCUCAAGGUUGACGUGUACGGGCUAUCGGAGCUGCCGCCGGGCGCCGGCGCCGUGUCCUGCCUGUGGCUGCAUCACCCGCGGCUGCGGGCGCGGGGUGACAUGGCGCCCGUCGCGGGGCAGAUCCUCGACGCGUACCACCAGCACCAGAGCGGCGGCGGCGGCGUCGACCGUGGCCUGAUCGCCGUCGCCUUCGACCAGCGGAACCACGGCUCCCGGCUGGUCGACGAGCUGGCGAACGAGGUGUGGCGCCAGGGGAACAAGACCCACGCGCAAGACAUGUUCGGGACCAUCUCGGGCGCCGUCGUGGACACGAGUCACCUGCUCGACGUGCUCGAGGGCCACCUCUUCGGCGCUGGCCACGGCCCGGGCGCACCGUCCGACCCCCAGCAGCGUCGGCACAUAGACCAUCACCUCGUGCUAGGCGUGAGUCUAGGCGGACACAGCGCCUGGCAGCUGCUUUUUACGGACCCUCGGGUUACGGCAGGGGUCAUGGUGAUCGGGUGCCCCGAUUGCAUGAAUCUUCUUCAAGAUCGUGCAAGAUUAUCUAGGUUGCAAACCUACUCGGCGGAAGAUAGCGGUGCUUCUUUUUUCGGUAGCAGGGAUUUUCCUGGCGUCUUGGUGGGAGCAUGCAGGAAGUACGACCCGAAGGGUAUGCUGUUCGGAACCGGGGAGAUCCCUGAGGAGCUUACUGCCGCGGAGAAAGAUAGAUUACGGACUUUGGUGAGCGACAAGAUCGGCGGGAAGAGGCUUCAGGUCCUCUCCGGUGGUAAAGACAAGCUGGUUCCUUACAGGGCCGGUCAGAACUUCAUGAAAUUCCUAGCAGACGCUGCGGGCACAUGGCUCAAACACGCGGAUAUCUAUCUGGAGGAUAACGUCUAUCCAGACGCCGCUCACGAGUUCACGGUCGAGAUGAGGGAUGCCGCUACGCGCUUCGUCCUCGAAACGGUGGCUCUCAAGGCAAAAAAGGACGCUGCAUCCUCUAGAAUCUAGCUAAGCUAUGCGGGUGGCUUGGUG
Messenger RNA from Durotheca rogersii, 1632 nucleotides. RefSeq lists its product as uncharacterized. The coding region runs from base 526 to 1608 and encodes 360 amino acids. The transcript has 3 exons. Lineage: Eukaryota; Fungi; Ascomycota; Sordariomycetes; Xylariales; Xylariaceae. The record is from RefSeq and is a predicted model, not a curated record.